UAGGUGGCUGCAGCCUGUGCUUUAGUUCUCUGUCAGGACGUGAGCAGUGACAGUUUGUGCGGUUAAUCACCAUAAUAAUCACCAUAAUAAUCACCAUAAUGGCGGUGGAUGUGGAGCAGUGGUCUGGUCCUCUGUCCCUCAGUGAGGUGGACGAGAAGCCAAACAAAGCCCUGAGGGUUAAAUACGAGUCUGUGGAGCUGGACGAGCUGGGGAAAGUUCUCACACCUACACAGGUGCAGAACCGGCCCACAGUGAUCGAGUGGGAAGGCUGCGACUCCAGUAAGCUGUACACUUUGGCCAUGACCGAUCCGGACGCUCCGAGCAGGAAAGAUCCCAAAUUCAGAGAAUGGCAUCACUUCUUGGUGGUGAACAUGAAAGGGAACGACGUGUCCAGCGGCUGCGUGAUGUCUGACUACGUCGGUUCUGGUCCUCCAAAAGGAACCGGUCUCCAUCGUUACGUGUGGUUGGUGUACGAGCAGCCAGGAGCUGUGAGCUGCACCGAACCCGUCCUGACCAACCGCUCCGGAGACAACCGCGGGAAGUUCAAAAUACAAAAUUUCCGCAAGAAAUACGGCUUCGGCGCUCCGGUGGCCGGGACGUGCUACCAGGCAGAGUGGGACGACUACGUCCCCAAACUGUACGAGCAGCUCGCAGGGAAAUAAACGGAAACGUUUUAUCGCGCGAUUAUUAAGGAAUCAAGGGCGGAGGAGAUAACGACGAAAAAUUAAACAGAUUCAUCUUUGUUUGUAUAUUUGUUAAGACGUCAUGCAAAAAGAAAUUAACGAACGUCAAUAGUUGCUAUGCAGAUUUAAUUAGGUAUUGUGAUGUCAUCAGUUAUUAAACCCUCAACGACCGGUCGAGAUAAAAUCAGAACCAAACACGUUGCACUUAACGAGGAGAUUUUUCUUUUAUUAAAUUUUAGCUUUGUUCUGCCCCUCUUGCCUUGUUCCUACGGAUACCGCGUUGGUUUUUCCCGCCCCACGUGAACGCGACGCUCCGUCACGUUCUCGUCUUGUCAUAGGAAUAAAAGAAUGAAUAAAAAGACCUUCAGACGUG
Molecule: messenger RNA, 1056 nt
Organism: Tachysurus fulvidraco (yellow catfish)
Lineage: Eukaryota; Metazoa; Chordata; Actinopteri; Siluriformes; Bagridae
Gene: pebp1
Product: phosphatidylethanolamine binding protein 1
Exons: 4
Coding region: 99-662 (187 amino acids)
Biological process (GO): negative regulation of MAPK cascade
Source: RefSeq, a predicted model, not a curated record